Bacillus rossius redtenbacheri is the source of this 3300-nucleotide messenger RNA. RefSeq names its product large ribosomal subunit protein mL42 (gene mRpL42). NCBI's taxonomy places the organism in Eukaryota, Metazoa, Arthropoda, Insecta, Phasmatodea, Bacillidae. The coding region runs from base 146 to 547 and encodes 133 amino acids. The transcript has a single exon. The record is from RefSeq and is a predicted model, not a curated record. Gene Ontology annotation, cellular component: mitochondrial large ribosomal subunit.
CUCUAUGGUUUCAAAUAUAUAUUUUGGCAGGUUUGGUACCACUGCGUAUUUGUUUUUUUCUUUCUUAUUUGUUAUUGUGAAGUUUAGGUUUUAAUGGAGUAUAGGUUAUUUGUAAAUAGGUUUUGAAUACCAAUUUAAGUUCGCAAUGUUUGCGAGGAUACCCCUAACGCCGUUGCGCGUGUCCAGGCCGACGUCGGCCCUGUCGAGCUUCCGCCGCCCGGCGUCCCGGGACUCCUUGGCGGACGCGCGGGACGUGGUGGUGCUCACCGACGACGGCUCGACGGUCGUGUGCUGGCACCCGGAGCGGCCGUUCCCCUACGAGCUGUCGCGGCCCCUGCCCCAGGAGGCGGCGCGCGGCGUGGCGUGCCCCGCGGAGGCGCUCGGCGUGCAGGCGGUGCGCGAGGUGCGCGAGCUGUACCGGGCGCGCGCCCCGGAGACCACGCGGGACCAGCUCAUGAAGAUCACGCACACCACCAAGCACAUAUGGUUCCCGAAGGGCCGGGCGCAGUACCGCAAGAAGAUCGAACCUGACCGCGAGUACCUGUAGUGCGUUCACGGCAAUUCCUACGUUAUAGGACAGCCACUCUGGACACAAAUUCAAACAGCUUAAUCAUGUUCCAACUUUACAGUCUACAAGUCUACAUUUGGAACAUUAGCAAGGUAUUUUUUUUUUGUUGAGAGAAGUUCUUGGUUUAGUUAUAUAAUAAUUUAUAAGAUAUGCUUGUUUAUAGAAUGUAAUAAUAUAUCAUUUAGGGCCAUUUCCCUGUUGGAUUUAAGAAUUCUGCCAACAUAACCCUCUGGAAAGCAAGAAACAUUGACAGAAAAUCGAAGUCAAGACAUUGGUACUAGCUCUACCUGUGCUAUGAUAAAAGCAGGUAAAUGGAUGAAACGUCACAUCUAUCCACCUACAGAUUGCUCAUUAAAAAUCAAGGGUAAUGAGUAAACCUAAGAUUUACAGGUUUUGGCACAAGUUCAGUUGAAGACUAUUCCUUAUACCAUGUAAUGUUAUGGUUUUCUCUUGUUUUUGUGAAGAAACAUUGGUAAUUAGAGUAGGGUGCUCUUCAGAAAAAAAUAUGAUUUGAUAUUUCUGUAUAACAUUGGAAUUUCAAGUAGUUUAAUGGUAGUUGACCAUUUUGAACAGUUAAGUAGUUAUUUAAGCAACAUUUAAAACACUGUAAAUUGGUUGGGCUAGUGACAUUUAAAAUAUUUGGAUGUGUUUUUUUUACGACUAUUAGUGGUUAGCAGUACUCAAACUCACCAUUUAUGGAAAACUUAAUUUUUUCAUAAAUGCUUGCUGGUGAUUGAUUUCACUAGUACAUGUUAUUACGGUUAGAUUUUUCUCACACGUUGACUUGUGCAAAAAAAUCUUAGGAUCAUUGUUAACAUGUACUUAAUAAAUAUAUAAUUUAUGUAGAUGUAACUUAACCAACCUAACAUAAAAAUGGUGAAUUACCUGUAUACUACAUAAAAAUUGCAAUGUUAAUUUACAUAACUAUUAUGAAAAAUGUUUUUAAAAAAUUAAAACUAAUGCAUUUUUGGCUUUUAAUUUUAUAUUAUUGAUUUUUUUUGUGUGCCCCUUUUCCAGAUACUAACCCGCAAAUUGUUUGGAAGUGUGUGUACUUCUUUUUGUCGUGUGACCAAUCCUGACUGUACAGCUAAUGUGGUAUAAUAUAAGUUGUAAAUAGUAUCUCAGUAAAAAAAAUUUGCACCAAGACAUACAAUGCAACGAAUAUUUAAUUUGUAAGAAAUCUUUAAGAAUAGUCUUUUAAAAUAAUAGACCCUAAUGGCAAGAAAAUAAAAUUCAGUAUGUGGCAUAUGGUAUUCCAAUGUGAAUAACAGGGAGACAGUAUGAACUUGGAUUUUUCUAAGUUAUCAGAUCACUGUUAGACAGAGCAUCUUAAAACCUAUGCAUGUGAAGUGAAUCAGAAGUGGCCAACAUUGAAUUAAUGCAUAUCGCAUGCCACAGCAAACCUUUGGUUCAUUUAUUUCUGGGAUAAGGAAAACAAAGAGUGGAGGGGCACUGUACAGUAUUCUUUUUUUUUUCCCCCAGUAUAUUCUCAAACCUCAAAGAUACUAUUAAGUUACCAAGAGACUUUUUUACUGUUGCUUAAUGGACUGUAAACAUAAAAUACAUUGUUGAUUGCUGAUGCCAUUAAAUGUCACUAUGAAUCCUGCAAAACUUUCAUAAACACUCGCAUAAAUAAACACAUGUACAUGGAUGAUUUCUUCUCUUCUUUUGGAAUGUGGCAGCAAGCAAUGCUUCAUGUAAGCACUUUGCGAGUGUUUCAAAAUGCUGGAUAACUCCUUUCUGCUGCCAUUUUUUUGUUUGUUAAUGUGAUAGCAGGGAGGAAUUUCAUCAAUUUAAUUUUCGGGUAGUGAUUGUGAACUAGGGGUUGAAAAGAAAAAUGAGGGUCAUGUAUACGGCUACCUGUAGUCUUUAAAACUCCUUUAAGGGGUCCUUAAUUAUUAUGUAAAAAUGCAAGAACUAUAAGACACGCCGAGUAAUUUUUUUAACCACUGUAGACAUGGACUCUGUGAAGACUUACAAAUAACAUACAUAUUUUCAAAUGAUAUUGUAUUGGUUAAAAUAAAAUAUUCAACAUUAUCGACAAUCAUAAGAGUUUUAUGUUCACAAAUACACAUUUCCUUGCAAGUAACUUUACAUGUAUUACAAAAACAUUGACAAAUUAUUAAAAAAAUAUGUAUGUACUUUCUUCACUCAAUUCUUCUCUUCUUCACAAGCGAUCCCAACUGAAAAAAAGGAAGCAGAGUAUUUUUAAUUUAAUUUGAAUGCUCCAAGAAAACUUGCAUGCAAUUUUAUACAGCACUAUAUAUACUUUUUCUAAGAAUUGUGAAAUACAAUUAUUUAUAGGACAAUUACAUAUGUAGCUUUAAAAAAAACAUUUUGUACUGUAGUACUUUUUAAAGGGUUUUGAGACAGAAGGAUAAAGCAAAGGUUUAUAAAUUACCUACAAAAAAGAAAUAUUACCAUAAUUUUGGAAGAAUAAAAAUUCUAAACCUUUGUUCAUAACUUAUAAUGAACUAAAACAAUAGCAUCAGUAUUAUUUUGGUUAAAAUGAACAUUGUUUCUUUAAAUUAUUCUGAUUAUUUGUAAUAACCAUCUUUUACUUCAUGCUAUUGUUUACAUUUGGAACAAAAACAACUUUGUACUACAUAAUAACCAUAGUUUUGUAUUUAAGAAAUAUGUAGCACCAUAACUCCUAUGUACCUAAUUUCUAGGGACUGUGAAAACACUUUGUAUUAUAAAAGUGUUGUAUUAAAGGGAUUUUUAUUAAUGAA